GUAGUGCUGUUGGAGGCUCCUGAUGAUGUGUUGUUGGAGAGGAGUCGGGGGAAGAUGGUCGACCCGCUGACAGGAGACGUGUACCAUCGGACCUUCGUGUGGCCGAUCGCCGGCCUUGUGGCUCAGCGUCUGGAGGAGGGGCGGAGCAUAUCACAGGAGCAGCGACAGGCUGAGCUGCAGCGUCACCGCUGUGAGGUCACAGGUCUGAAAGCAGCCUACCAGCACGUCCUGAAGGUCGUCAACGCUGACCAACCACACGCUGACGUCUACCAGCAAGUGCUGGCUUUCGUCCGGACUCGCCGUCGCUCCAGAACACCCAGAAUCCUCCUGUUGGGUCCUCCAGGGUCGGGGAAGAGUCAUCAGGCCAGACUGUUGUCACAGAAAUACAAGAUGGUGGACGUGUGCUGUGGUCGGCUGCUGAGGUCUGUAGCAGCUGAUGGUUCAGCUGUGGGAGAAGAGAUCCAGUCAUACCUGGAUGUUGGGAGGCCAGUUCCAGACUCCCUGGUGCUGCAGGUUCUGGAGGAACGUCUGAGCCGAGUGGACUGCAGCUGUAGAGGCUGGAUCCUUCACGGCUUCCCCUGUGACCUGCAGCAGGCCAAGAGCCUGCAGGAGAUCCACCCCCCCAAUAGAGUCUUCUUCCUGGAGUUGACGGAUGAAGUUUGUGUGGAGAGAAUCUCUCUGAGAGCUACAGACCCAGUCAGUGGACAGAGGUUCCACGCUGUGACUCGACCGGCUCCGAGCUCUGAGGUCCAGAACAGACUGAAGACCAGACCAGAGGACAACACACACUCUGUAACACACACACUGAGUCAGCACAGGACACACACUGCUGCCCUGCAGUGUGUGUAUCCACAUGCAGGUCGUAUAGAUGCUGAUCAGGACCCUCACUCUGUGUUUGAGUCUCUGGAGAGCAGACUGACAGCUGACUGACACCUGGACACAGGAAGUCAAGUGUGUAUAUAUAUAUAUGUACAGUAUAUAUUCACAUCUUCUCUAUAUAUCAUCCUCAUUACUCAGGGCUUAUGGGUAAAGAAGUCCUCAGCUCCCUCUGAUCCUCACUGUGUGUGUGUGUGUGUGUGUGUGUGUGUGUGUGUGUGUGUGAGAGUGUGUGUGUGUG
Messenger RNA from Anarrhichthys ocellatus (wolf-eel), 1117 nucleotides. RefSeq names its product adenylate kinase 8 (gene ak8). The record is from RefSeq and is a predicted model, not a curated record. Lineage: Eukaryota; Metazoa; Chordata; Actinopteri; Perciformes; Anarhichadidae. The transcript has 8 exons. The coding region runs from base 55 to 930 and encodes 291 amino acids. Gene Ontology annotation, biological process: nucleobase-containing compound metabolic process. Gene Ontology annotation, molecular function: nucleobase-containing compound kinase activity; ATP binding.